This is a messenger RNA of Bipolaris maydis ATCC 48331, 1497 nucleotides long. RefSeq lists its product as uncharacterized. The record is from RefSeq and is a predicted model, not a curated record. NCBI's taxonomy places the organism in Eukaryota, Fungi, Ascomycota, Dothideomycetes, Pleosporales, Pleosporaceae.
AUGAGUUCUGCCAAGUCCGCUGGCUCUGUGUUAUUCAAGCCCGGAAUCAGCAUAGAUCCAGCAACAAGCACUCCGUAUAGAGACAGCGAAACCAUGGAUACGGUAUCCGCGCGCCUCGACCCAAAUGAAGCCUACCUUCACUUGAUUGCCAAUCCUGAGAACGCACUGCUCGAUAUCAUAGCUGUCCACGGCAUGAACGUCAAAAAUGAUCGUGGUCACUCGAACAAGACUUGGACCCAUGAGGGGUCCGGUACACACUGGCUGCGAGAUCCGCUCCCAUCGAAUGCCCCACAGGCCCGCAUAAUGACGUAUCAAUACAACGCUAACGUUAUGUUUGACUCGUCAACUGCUGGGGUUCAAGAGCAGGCUGAGAACUUACUCCAACUCAUUUCGGUCAAAAGAGAGAAUGCCCGUUCGCGACCCAUCAUUUUCAUCGCCCAUAGCUUGGGUGGUAUCAUCGUCAAGCAAGCGCUGGCCACAGCAUACAAUGCACCUUCUGGGGAACAUGCCGCGAUCUACGUUUUCACCUUUGCGCUAUUUCUCUUUGGAGUCCCUCACCAAGGAUCGGGCGUUCCACGAAAGUCAUGGGCAUCUAUUGUUAGACAAAUUUUCCAGCUCGGCGGCUACUCGACCAACACCUCUUUUCUGAAUAGUGUAACGGAGGACUCGAACUAUGCGGAGCAAUUGCGGGAUAGUUUUAAACCACUCCUCAACUUCUACAAUGUCUUUACCGUUUGCGAAACAAAAGAAUUGGAUUACUUUGGCAUCAUCGUCCCGAAAGAGUCGGCUAGACUUGGUGCGUCUUCAGAGGACGUGUUUUAUCCAAAUCGCUGUCACCGAACCAUCUGCAAAUUCCGAGAUUCAGACGAUCCGGUGUGGCAGCACGUGUCCGAAAUGCUUUCGCGAGCUGCUGAGAGGGCCGUCAAAUCUACAUAUUACAGCUCAGUCAGCGAUACAAGGGAGGCUAUGAUUUAUCAACUGUCUACAAAUUUUGGAGGUACAAUGGUUGUCAGCCGACAAAAUACACAAUCCAUUACUAAAGUCAUUGAGCAAGCGGAGAAAAUCACCGAGAAACAUCAAGCAGGCCAUUCGAAUACCAAAGACCUUGAUAUAGUUGUUCAGGCUCAGAAUGCCGAUAUGUCUGGCUAUGUGCAGUCCUGGGGCGGUAUCAUCUUGGCUGUCUUGUCGAUCAUUUCUGGAUUUUGGCUGCCAAGCCUCGCCGUCGUCGCAGUGAGCGCUAUUCCACGUCUUCCGAGCCCUGUAGUCGUAACUUAAGAGGCAGAGCGGGGCCUCGAACGCCAGUAAAAAAUCGUUGAUCUCACCAAGCAAGCCAUUGAAGCUCAAGAUGCCGAAUGCCACUCUGCGUUACCGACACAAAACGCUCUCCAGACUUUUUUGGUUCCAGGGGUCAGCUCUCGCACCGUAUCCGCGGUGAACCAACUCGAGUAUGUGCGCUCUCUUCAACUAGGUCUUGACAAGGAAAUCGCGGGAACUGUG